AUGAGCACACUGGAGCAAUCGAUAAGGAAGUUUGCCGAGGAACCGACGAAUAGUAUGAUUAAACCAGAAAUAGGAACAAGUUUCGAUUCGUUGGGCAAGGAAUACGACUUCUACAACCUGUAUUCAUGGGAAGUUGGAUUCGGUAUUAGAUAUGGGGAAAGCCGACUAAAUGCAGAAGAUAGAGUGCAGUUGUUCACUAAGUUCUGUGACACUAUCAUACUGAAGCUCAGCCGGACCACGACUGUCAACAGGGUCACCGUAUUCUUUGAGGAACACAAACAAUCCAGUUUCAUGGCACACAGUAUUCUCCCCAGUUCUGCUCGAUUGGGUUGUCAGUUCAUGUACUCUGGAUUUGGAGGGGGUGCAUUCAUGCAUUAUAUUGGAGCAAGGACCUGCCGAGGAGGGGGAUACCAUGGGGAGGCGAACCUGGACAUUGUGAAGGCUUCUGAUGCAGUUUACAAGAAGCAAUUGCUGAGUGAAAUGAUAAUAAGAAGGUUAAAUAAUGUUGUUCAAUCUUUCCGUCAAGCAACCUGUUUGGCCCCAAAUGUCCGCACCGACGCGGUGACACCCGUGGGCGCCACCGUUCCUUCCUGA
Messenger RNA from Triticum turgidum subsp. durum (durum wheat), 594 nucleotides. NCBI's taxonomy places the organism in Eukaryota, Viridiplantae, Streptophyta, Magnoliopsida, Poales, Poaceae. The record is from the annotation of a GenBank genome assembly.